Messenger RNA from Xiphophorus hellerii (green swordtail), 2483 nucleotides. Its product is annotated as gap junction beta-1 protein-like. The transcript is spliced from 9 exons. Lineage: Eukaryota; Metazoa; Chordata; Actinopteri; Cyprinodontiformes; Poeciliidae. Bases 432 to 2348 code for a protein of 638 amino acids. The record is from RefSeq and is a predicted model, not a curated record. Gene Ontology annotation, molecular function: gap junction channel activity. Gene Ontology annotation, biological process: cell-cell signaling. Gene Ontology annotation, cellular component: connexin complex.
CAUACUUCCGGAGCCACAAGCCUUCGUAAAAAAUCUUUCUGGUUUCCUCGACACGAGCCUCGUCCAUCAAAACUCAUCGGUAAAACACCGGGUAACAGCUCUCCGAACUUUUUUUUUUUUUUUUUUUUUUUACUCAUGGUUUAAGUCGAACUAAAACUCCUCAAGACAAAGAGUGAAAACUAGCAGCUGCUUUUCGUCAUGGCAAACACUGAGUUAUCCGACCAAAAACCAACGGCUGUUGCUCAGAACUGAGAGGAGGAUUCUCUGAGUUCAGAGUGACUGCUGUGGUGUGGAAACAGUUCAUACCCCGAGGAAUUUGUAUUCUAAUUUGGCAAAUUACUCAAGGAAAGAACGUUCUGCCGAAACACCCAACCCGCCGAUCAGCAGUGCGCACGCGUAGGAAAAUAACGAAGAAAACCGCGAGGGUCGUCAUGGCUACCCAACGGAUUGGUGUCUACCAGGAACCGCGCUCGUCCAGAACCAUCCAGAAAGCGCAGUUAACCUGUAAACUGUACUUGCUGGAAAAGGCUCGAAAUAAGCUGGAGGAAGAACUUCGGGACUUCACAAACCAGGCCUAUGAAGAUGCACAUGGUGUCCUCAACUCGUCUAUUCCAAACCCUCGGUACAAAGAUGUCAUAAAGGCUCUGGACAGAAAGUGCAACGAAAUUGUGAAGCUCUCUGCUUUGUUAAAGAAUUAUAAAGCUGACUACCAAUCAUUUGAUAGGGUGAGCUUCAACUAUUUUCAGCCACUCAAAGCUGCUCUGUCCCACCAGCAGCUUAAAGUUUCCCUCGAUACCCUGUGCCCCUUAAGUCAGCAAGAUGGUGGCAAGACAUCAGACUUGGUCAACACUCGUCUGACUCCAAGCUCCUCCUGUUUAAAGCAGGAAAAGGAAAAGGCCGCGUCUGAAGAUAAAAACAAAGAAGUCUCCAUGCACAUCCCAGCUGCCAUUAUUCAGAGCAAUGUGGUGAGUGAAGGGAAGUCAGAAGUCCUACUACCUUCUGUCCAAGAUUCAUUCUCAGAGAAGUCACAGUGCAAACUGAGGUCUCAAGUAAUCUGGGGCCAUGGCGAUGACGUCCAGGUGCUACACCAAAAGCAAACUUCCUCCCAACUGCUGCGCUUUCUCAAAGAGAAAGCUAAAACCAAGGGUUCACUCAAGGUCACUUUUUUGGAGCAGACUAAAAGCAAAUACAAGGCAAACAAUUCAAGGUCUCUCUUGCGGACGUCACCUACAGUCAAAACAAAAAGCUAUCAAUUCAGACAUGUUGUGACAGAUGACUCAGUAGACGAGCAAGGUCCUAAAACGUUGCACGCAAACGUUAACCACGCUCCGGUUUUCCAAGUGAAAAGAGUCCACUCCUGCGGUCCUUUGAUCUACAGUUGCGUCAUCGCCACGGAAACUGAAUUGUGGGACAUAGGAGACAUCUUCACAGAGGUUUUGCUGGAGGAAUCUGUUCAUAGCACUGCUUUGGAUACUGAGAAAUGGCAACAAGCAUUUGCUCAGGUGGAGAACUCUAGUAUCAGUAUAGAAUUAAAACCCCAAACUCUGCAGCACACGCAACCCCGACUUGAAAAAAACGACUCGAAUUACUCAGGUCGGCUGGCAGCUAAUAUUGUAAACAUUCCCGAAUUUGAGAUCCGGAAGUUUGAAGAGACUGAAGUGGUGGUGUCUCAUGUUGUCAGCCCCAGCCACUUCUACAUCCAGCACGCAGACUCCCAUAGGAAACUGGAGGCUCUUUUUACAGACCUUAAAGUCAGUCAUUUGUAUGCUGAUCAGAACUGCAUCCCAGACAUCGGCGCUCAGGUCAUCUACUGGUCUCCACAAAAUGAGCAGUGGUUCAGGGCUCAGGUGGCUGGGAUUUCUGGAGUGAGCAGUAACGGGACUGGGAAAACGUCAUCCAUAAACGUGGAGGUGAACAGGUUGGACUACGGUGACAGUUCCUGUGUGUCACUCUGUAAUAUUAAGCAGCUCUCCUCAGAAAUGGCGGUGCUUCCACUUCAGGCUCUGCAGGUUUCUAUGGCACAUGUGAUGCCCAUUAAUGGCACAGAUUGGACUGAGGAGGCGGUGGGUUGGUUCAAAGCAAUGGUACAUGACAGGACGCUGUAUGCCAGAAUGUAUCCACAGGGGCCCACGGUUACAGUUGAGCUGUUCCUGGAAAAGGGCAAACUUGGAGCCAUGAGGAGGGGUGCAUCUCUGUCCUUGAGAUUAGCCCAAAAUGGACAUGCAAGGCACAGCAAAGUGAAGAACAAUUGUCUUCUGAAGAAAAGUGCUAUUCAACUUAAAAUGAAGGAACAAGAGAUUGAAUGGGAAAAAUAUCUCAUCUCAUGCUACUCUCAAAAUAAAAAGUAAACCGUGUGAGCUGACACUGAAGGAGAUUGUAAGACCUGGAGUCGAAGAUGAACUGGGGAACCUUUUAUGCCGUGAUCAGCGGUGUAAACAGGCAUUCCACUGGCAUCGGUCGCAUUUGGCUCUCCGUCAUCUUCA